Epithele typhae is the source of this 1455-nucleotide messenger RNA. RefSeq names its product MFS general substrate transporter. Lineage: Eukaryota; Fungi; Basidiomycota; Agaricomycetes; Polyporales; Epitheliaceae. The coding region runs from base 1 to 1455 and encodes 484 amino acids. Gene Ontology annotation, molecular function: transmembrane transporter activity. The record is from RefSeq and is a predicted model, not a curated record. Gene Ontology annotation, cellular component: membrane. The transcript has 5 exons. Gene Ontology annotation, biological process: transmembrane transport.
AUGUCCCACGACGUCGAAGCAGCGUUCGAUGCGCGCGAAUCAAUCGAAAAAGAGAAGCAAGAGUCCAUCAUCCAGCUGGAAGAUGCAAAAUCUCCGGACAAUGCCGGUUUCGUGAUUGAUCCUCACGCGGAGCGGAGGCUCGUACGGAAGAUCGACAUGAGGAUGUUGAGCGUGGCCACAAUCAUCUAUUUGUUCUCAUUCAUUGACCGCAAUAACGUGGGCAACGCCAGAAUCCUGAACAAGAAUACUGGCGAUGAUCUCCUCCAAACACUCCACCUCAGCGACAACCAAUAUCUCAUCGGUCUCAUGGUUUUCUUCAUCGCCUACACCCUCUUCGAAGUCCCGUCAACGUACUACCUCAAGAAGUUUCGCCCAAGUCGAUGGUUCUCCCUCCUCAUGCUUCUUUGGGGCGCAAUGACCAUGACCAUCGCCGCCACCCAGAACUUCGCCGGGUUGAUCGUGACCCGUUUUUUGCUAGGUGCCUUCGAAGCCGGCCUCUUUCCCGGCAUCGUCUACUGCCUCACCUUUUGGUACAAGCCCUCCGAGCGCGCAGCCCGGAUCGCCUUCAUCCUUGCCGGCGCCACGCUUGGAGGUGCGUUCGGCUCAGCGAUCGCUUUCGGGAUCGGCCAAAUCAACGGCGCGGGUGGGCUGCAAGCAUGGCGUUGGCUCAUGAUCAUCGAGGGCGCGCCCUCCGUGCUCGCCGUCCCGCUCAUCUACUUCUUCUACCCGGACUAUCCCGAGUCUGUCCGCUGGCUCUCCCAGGAAGAGCGGGAGCUUGCCGCGGCGCGCAUCGCCGGGGUCGCCUCGCUCGGACACGCCAAGCUCACCUGGGCCGACGCACGCGCGGCGCUUACCGACUGGCGCAUCUACCUCCACCACGCGCUCUGGGUGUGCUACUCGGUCGCGUUCUCCAGCAUCUCGCUCUUCGCUCCGACGAUCGUCCAGGGCCUCGGCUUCGAGGGUCUCUCCGCGCAGCUGUUCACCGUGCCGCCGUACGCGAUCGCGUUCGUCGUCGUGCUCUCCGUCGCCCGCCUCGCGGACCGCUUCGAGGCGCGCGCGUGGGCCGUCUGCGGCUCCUUCCUCAUCUGUGGCAUCAGCUUCGCCAUCCAGGGCGCGCUGUCCCCGACGGCGUUCACCGCGCGCUACGCCCUCCUCUGCGUCUCCGUCUCGUUCGCGUUCUCGAUCGCGGGCCCGCAGCUGUCGUGGUUCUCCGGCAACCUCCGGAACACGAGCCAGACGACGCUCGGCAUCCCCCUCCACGUGUCCAUCGCGACCUUUGGCCAAAUCAUCGGGCUGUUCAUCUACAAGAGCAACGAGUCCCCGAGCUUCCCGACCGGCCACUUCACGAACGCCGCGGUGAUGUUCACCGGGGCCAUCCUCACCUUCAUCCUGCGCGCCGUGUACGUCCGGCGGAACGGCCGGCUCGCACGCGGCGAGCCCCCGUGGAAGCUCUGA